CAUAGUUUGGUAAUAAACUCUAUGAGUUGUAGCAAGCAAAAUAAAGCCACAUCAGAAAACUAUUUUUUAAUAUUUAGCGCAUUUUAUUGAGGAUUUUUUUCUUCAAAUUUAAAUAUUGUUUUUAUUACUGAUGCAAACCGCUAAAGUUUCACAGAUAUCUAAUGCUAAGGGAAUAUGCGUGAAAUUCCUCAAUUGUCAGGUUGAUCUUUUACUACUCUCAUGGACAACGAAAGCAUGAAUGAAAUCAGUUACCGCAGGGCAGGUUGCGCGAGUUCAACUGAUAAGUGCAAAGUGAUUAUUGGGUUUUACCCGUUUUACCACGUUAAGUUUAUAAGUUCAUAGUGGCCGGGAAAACCUACCUACUUUAAAAAAGAAUACCAUUUGCUUCUGACUAAACAAGUAACGUGAUUGUGCUUUUUAACAUAAUGCAGGAAAGAGUCCUUAUCGCUGCUGUGAUAACAGUACUCGCAGUAGUUAAUGUCCUGGCCGCAGACGAGGCGACGGCCGAUAAUACAUCUAAACUGAAGAUAACAGAAAAAAUCUAUUCGAAUAUCUUUGUGCGCAAACGGGAAGAACACAAACUGGCAGUGCAGCAUCUCCUGUCCACUGAGAAGUACUCCAAAAAAUACGACUUACUGAAACUUUCUUUAAAACAGAUUAUGGAGAUCAUCGAAAAAGACGGCACAGUACUACGGCAGAAUACAUUUAUAGCCGGUUCAAAGUUUCCUACAGAUACGAAAGUAAUAGAGUCGCUUGCUCGUUUCAUAGAAAAUACCUGCUUGGUAGCGGAACUCAUUCUUCAUCUGCCGGAUAUGUCGUACAGAAUCCUCAAGCCCAUCGAGAACUGGCGUGACCGCUUGAUCGAAGCUCAACUAUUUACCCGCAGCUUCGUAAAUAUACUCGAUCAGAAAUCAUUGCGGCUGCUAUACCUGCUGGAGCAAGAAAUUGAUGAAAAUAAGCGAUCUCGCGAUUACGUGAAUCCCUACAAACAGAGCGCCAAGAAAACGGAGAAAAAAGAGAAGGUGAAGCACAAGAAAGUACUCAAGAAAGGGCCUCAACUCUCCGACGGACCACACAAAAUUGAACUCUAAAAGCAAAGUAUGUGUUUCAUACAUAUAUUUCAUUGAAAAGCUUUAUAUUAAAUAAGUAA
This is a messenger RNA of Wyeomyia smithii (pitcher-plant mosquito), 1150 nucleotides long. RefSeq lists its product as uncharacterized. Lineage: Eukaryota; Metazoa; Arthropoda; Insecta; Diptera; Culicidae. The record is from RefSeq and is a predicted model, not a curated record. The transcript is spliced from 3 exons. The coding region runs from base 426 to 1091 and encodes 221 amino acids.